AUUUGAAUAAAUAGAAAUAUUCAAAUGAAUUUUAAAAGAAAAAAUAAAUAGUUUGCUAUGAAAAUGAAUAUAUAGACGAAUCAGACGAGUAUCACUGAAUUUAGAUUUUUAUCUAAUUUUUUCUGCAUCAGUUCUAUCCUAACUUCCAACAUGGCAGGUCAAGAAGCUGAUGAAUUAUUUGAGAUUAGAACCGCUUUAUACAUAGGAAACUACCACCAAUGCAUCACAGAGGCUCAGAAACUAAAGCCAAACAAUCCAGAUGUGCGCCUGGAUAGAGACAACCUCAUGUACAGAGCAUAUAUUGCACAGAAGAAAUAUGGUGUCGUGUUAGAUGAAAUCAGCUCCUCAUCUUCGUCAGAGCUGCAAGCAAUAAAAACAUAUGCAGAUUAUCUCGCAAAUGACAAUAAACGGGACAGACUUGUGCAAGAAUUAGAUGGUAAAAUGAGUAGCAGUGUAGAUAUGAACAACAGUACAUUCCUGCUUAUGGCUGCGUCAAUAUACUACCAUGAAGGCAACAUUGAUUCUGCAUUGAGAACUCUUCACCAAUCUGAGUCAUUAGAAUGUGCAUCUCUCAUGGUCCAGUGUUACUUGAAGAUUGACAGAGUGGAUCUUGCCAAGAAAGAACUUAAAAGAAUGCAAGAACUGGAUGAGGACAGUAUUCUGACACAACUCGCCCAAGCCUGGUUUAAUCUUGCUGUGGGUGGAGAAAAAUUGCAAGAUGCAUACUACAUAUUCCAAGAGAUGGCUGACAAGCAUGCCAGCACACCACUGUUGCUGAAUGGGCAAGCUGCAUGUUUCAUGGCACAGAACAAGUUUGAUGAGGCAGAAGGCUGCUUACAAGAGGCCAUGGGGAAGGACAGUAAUAAUCCAGAGACUCUGAUCAACAUGAUCGUACUAUCCCAACAUCUUGGUAAAGCUCCUGAGGUGAGCAACAGAUAUUUAUCUCAGCUAAAAGAUUCUCACAGAAAUCAUCCAUUUGUAAAAGACUAUUUGUCAAAGGAAAAUGAAUUUGACAGACUAACCAAGAAUUAUGCGCCUUCUGCAUAAACAUUAAAAACUAUUAUGAGAGGAGACACCAAUCUGGAGACGAUAGAAUUAAAAAAUAUGGUACUUCAUAUUUAGGACAUAAUGAGAACAUACAAGUCAUUUUAUGCUAAUUCAUUCACCAGAUAAUAAUACAAGGAGAGCUCUAUUGAUAUAUUUAUUGUAGUGUAUAUAAGAAUUGGGAAGUAAAAUAUAUAUGAACAUAUCUCAUACAAGUUUAGUUGAAUUAGUAUGAAAGACACUUUAAAUGAACUGGCUGAUUAAAAUGACAGGAUUGUACUACUAACAGUGAAAUCGUUAAGUGGAACACCCCUAGAAGCAGAACACCUCUGAUAUUGGAACACCCCAGAGUCCCAAGACCACCUGAUUUAAUUUGAAUAAACCUAUAGGUGGAACACGUCCCAAGUGGAAUACUUUUUAGA
This is a messenger RNA of Owenia fusiformis, 1466 nucleotides long. The record is from the annotation of a GenBank genome assembly. Lineage: Eukaryota; Metazoa; Annelida; Polychaeta; Sabellida; Oweniidae.